AUGGAUAUUUCCAAACCUGUUGGUGCCGAAAUUACCAGCAUAGACUUCAGCGUCUUGACUUCUGAUGAAAUCCGUAAGUUGUCAGCUAAACAAGUCACAAAUCCUACUGUGUUGGAUAAUCUAGGACAUCCUAUCCAAGGUGGUUUGUAUGAUUUAGCUCUUGGUGCCUUUUUGAAGAAUUUGUGUGCAACCUGUGGGUUGGAUGAAAAGUUCUGUCCAGGUCAUCAAGGCCACAUUGAGCUACCCGUUCCAUGUUACAACCCACUGUUUUUCAACCAAUUGUACAUCUACUUGAGAUCAUCCUGUCUUUUCUGUCAUCAUUUCAGAUUGAAAUCUAGUGAAGUUCAUUUGUACGCAUGUAAGCUAAGGUUGUUGCAAUAUGCCCUUAUCGAUGAGAGAUAUCAAAUUGAUAACAUCAGAAUCAACCAAAUGGUUGAUGAGGAUGAAGCUGAAGAAGGUGAAGAGGAAGCUGAUAUUAACGGUAAGACUACAAAUUCGAGCGGCACUCAACAUGCUUUGAGAGAGUUAAGAAGAAAACGUAACGAAUUUGUCGAUAUGGCUAUUGCUAAGGCUCUUUCUGAAGGUAGAACCACUGAGCACGGAACUUUCACUGCUACAGUUAACGAUGAAAGAAAGGCCUUAAUACAUGAUUUCCAUAAGAGAUUGCUAUCAAGACCUAAGUGUGAUAACUGUGGUAUGUUCUCUCCUAAGUUUAGAAAGGAUGGUUUUACCAAGAUCUUUGAAACUGCUUUGACUGACAAACAAAUAACAAAUAACAGGGUAAAAGGUUUGAUUCGUCAAGAUAUGAUUAAAAAGAAGAACCAAAUGAAGAAACUGCAAGUAAACGAUACUUCUUCUGAAUCUGCAUCGAGAGACGAAGAUGGAGAAUUUGGAACCGCUAGAUCACCAGUUAACUUGAAACCAAAGACUGGUUCCACUUAUAUUCUCUCUACAGAAGUUAGAAAUAUUUUGAGAGCUGUUUUCAGAAGCGAACAGGAAGUACUACAAUAUGUAUUCUUCUCCAGACCAAACCAUAAUAAAAAGAUAGUCACAGCCGACAUGUUCUUUAUGGAAGUUCUAAUUGUUCCACCAACUAGAUUCCGUUUACCUUCCAAGUUGGGCGAUGAAGUCCACGAAAACACCCAAAACCAGUUGUUGUCAAAGAUCUUAACAACAUCACUGCUAAUCAGGGAUCUUAACGAUGAAAUGUCGCGCUUACAAAAGGAUAAAGUAUCUGCUGAUGAUAGAAAGGUAAUCUUUAACAGAUUGAUGAAUGCUUUUGUUACCAUUCAGAACGAUGUAAAUGCCUUCAUUGAUUCAACAAAGGCGCAAAGCAGUUCAGGCAACAAGGUACCAAUCCCUGGUCUCAAGCAAGCAUUGGAAAAGAAAGAAGGUUUGUUCAGAAAACAUAUGAUGGGUAAACGUGUGAACUACGCUGCUCGUUCAGUCAUUUCUCCAGAUCCAAAUAUUGAAACAAAUGAAAUUGGUGUGCCACCAGUGUUUGCAACGAAGUUAACAUACCCAGAGCCUGUUACUGCAUACAAUGUGGCAGAAUUACGCCAAGCUGUUAUCAAUGGUCCAGAUAAAUGGCCAGGUGCAACACAAAUUCAAAACGAAGAUGGAUCCUUCGUUUCUUUGGUUGGAAUGACUCUUGAACAACGGAAGGCUUUAGCCAAUCAAUUAUUGACUCCUUCUACCCAUGAUGUUGCACAUUCCAUUAAUAAGAAAGUGUACCGUCAUAUCAAAAACAGAGAUGUUGUUAUUAUGAACCGUCAACCAACUUUACAUAAAGCUUCUAUGAUGGGUCACAAAGUUAGAGUUCUACCAGGUGAGAAGACUUUGCGUUUGCAUUAUGCCAAUACUGGUGCUUACAACGCCGAUUUUGAUGGUGAUGAAAUGAAUAUGCACUUCCCACAAAACGAAAAUGCAAAAGCUGAAGCAUUGAAUCUAGCCAAUACUGACUCUCAAUACUUGACACCAACAUCCGGUUCUCCAGUAAGAGGUCUUAUCCAAGAUCACAUUUCUGCAGGUGUUUGGUUAACUAGCAAAGACUCAUUUUUCACUAGAGAACAAUAUCAGCAGUAUAUUUAUGGUUGUAUUCGUCCUGAAGAUGGACAUGCUACUCGUAACAAAUUGGUCACUAUUCCUCCAGCAGUCAUGAAGCCUGAACCUUUAUGGACUGGUAAACAAAUAAUUACUACAGUUUUACUGAACACUUGUCCUGCUAACAUGCCAGGUAUCAAUUUGAACUCCAAGAACAAGAUCAAGAAUGAAUAUUGGGGCAAGUCUUCGGAAGAGAAUAAUGUUGUUUUCAAAGAUGGUCAAUUAUUAUGUGGUAUUUUAGACAAGUCACAAUAUGGUGCCUCCAAAUUCGGUAUCGUUCAUUCCCUACACGAAGUAUAUGGCCCAGACGUAGCUGCUAAAGUGUUAUCCGUUCUCGGUAGACUAUUCACAAACUACAUCACUGCUACCGCAUUUACUUGUGGUAUGGACGAUUUGCGUUUAACAGCUGAGGGUAACAAAUGGAGAAAUGACAUUCUUCAAACAUCCGUUGACAUCGGUAGAGUUGCCGCAGCAGAAGUGACGAAUCUAGACAAAGAUGUCAAGUCAGAUGAUGGUGAGUUGCUCAAACGUUUAGAGGAAAUCUUGCGUGAUGAUAACAAGUUAGGUAUUCUGGAUGCUAUCACGUCCUCUAAGGUCAACAGUAUCACUUCACAAGUUGUUUCCAAGUGUGUACCAGAUGGUACCAUGAAAAAGUUCCCUUACAAUUCUAUGCAAGCUAUGGCUCUUUCUGGUGCCAAAGGUUCCAAUGUGAACGUUUCCCAAAUCAUGUGUUUAUUGGGUCAACAAGCCUUAGAAGGUAGAAGAGUUCCCGUGAUGGUUUCUGGUAAGACGUUACCAUCCUUCAAACCAUUUGAAACUGAUGCAAGAGCUGGUGGUUAUAUUAAGGGCCGGUUCUACUCUGGUAUCAGACCCCAGGAGUAUUACUUCCAUUGUAUGGCUGGUCGUGAAGGUCUUAUCGAUACAGCUGUCAAGACUUCUAGAUCUGGUUACUUGCAGCGUUGUUUGACCAAGCAAUUGGAAGGCGUACAUAUUUCGUACGACAACUCUGUUAGAGAUGGUGAUGGUACGUUGAUCCAAUUCUUAUACGGUGGUGACGCUGUUGAUAUAACCAAAGAGUCACACAUGACAGAAUUUAAAUUCUGUGUCGACAAUUAUGAUGCUUUGUUAAAGAAAUACAAUCCAUCAGCAUUAGUCGAUCAUUUGGAUGUUGAGUCUGCAUUGAAAUACUCUAAAAAAACAUUGAAAAACAGAAAGAAAAAUUCCAAACUUCCUCAUUAUGCUCAAACCUCAAAAUACGACCCUGUAUUAUCCAAAUUCAAUCCGUCUAAAUAUUUGGGUGCUGUUUCUGAGAACUUCCAAGAUAAACUGGAGAAAUUCAUCAGUACUAAUGAUGACUUCUUUAAAAAGGAUGAAAAUGUCAAUGAAAAGAAAUUCAGAGCAUUGAUGCAAUUGAAAUAUAUGCGUUCUUUGAUUAAUCCAGGUGAAGCUGUGGGUAUUAUUGCUUCUCAAUCUGUUGGUGAACCUUCAACACAGAUGACGUUGAAUACUUUCCAUUUCGCAGGUCACGGUGCAGCUAACGUGACAUUGGGUAUUCCUCGUAUGAGAGAAAUUAUCAUGACCGCUUCUGCUGCAAUAAAAACCCCACAAUUGACCAUGCCUAUCAGAGAUGACGUAUCAGAUGAAUUAGCAGAUACUUUCUGUAAAAACAUCACUAAAGUUAUGCUCUCGGAAGUCAUUGACAAAGUCCAAGUUACGGAAACUAUUGGCGCUCAAGACUCUUCUACUUCUUCACGUUCUUAUAUUAUCAACGUCAGAUUCUUCGAUUCUGAAGAAUAUUUGGAGGAAUAUGAUGUUACUAAAGAGGAAUUAGAGUCUGUCAUUGCUGGCAAGUUUAUCAAAACUCUAGAAGCCGCUAUUGUGAAGGAAAUCAAAAAGCAAAAGAAAACAUCUUUGCCUGAUGUUGGUAUUGCUUUACCAAAGUCCCAAACCGCAAUGGGUGCGGAUGAAAGAAUUACAAAUGUUGAAGAAGAUAAUGAUGAAGAACAAAUGCGUAAGAAGUCUAAAGAAUCUGUUUCCUAUGAUGACCCUGAUGAAGAUGAAGUUGAAACCAUGAGACAAGCCGAACAAACCUCGGAUGAAGAGUUCGAUUCUGACAAAGAAUCUGAAUCCGAGUCGGAUGAAGAUAUGGACGAGGCAAAAGAAGAGAGAGAAAAUGGUAAACACAUGACAAAAGAGCAACGUGAUCGUCAAUCUGCUCUAAUAUCAUCGACAAGGUUUGUUACCAAGUAUAACUUUGACGAUGAUGAAGGUAAAUGGUGUGAAUUUAAACUUGAGCUUGCCGGCGACACCGAGAAAUUGUUAAUGGUUAACAUUGUCGAAGAUAUCUGCCGUAAAUCCAUCAUUAGACAAGUUCCUCAUAUCGACCGUUGUGUUCACCCUGAACCUGAGAAUGGUAAGCGUGUUCUUGUCACAGAAGGUGUCAACUUCCAAGCCAUGUGGGACCAAGACGACUUUAUCGAUAUCAAUGGCAUUAGAUCAAACGAUGUUGCCGCAGUUCUAAAGACUUACGGUGUUGAGGCGGCAAGAAACACGAUUGUCAAUGAAAUUAACAAUGUCUUUUCUCGUUAUGCUAUUUCUGUUUCCUUCCGUCAUUUGGAUUUGAUUGCGGAUAUGAUGACUAGACAAGGUAACUAUCUUGCUUUCAACAGACAAGGAAUGGAAUCCUCCACAUCUUCCUUGAUGAAGAUGUCAUACGAAACAACUUGUCAGUUCUUAACAAAAGCUGUUCUAGAUAAUGAGCACGAAGAACUAAAAUCACCAUCUGCUAAAAUUGUCAUGGGUAAAUUGAAUGGCGUUGGUACUGGUUCCUUUGACCUCCUCUCCAAGGCACCAAUGUAA
Molecule: messenger RNA, 4962 nt
Organism: Kluyveromyces lactis
Lineage: Eukaryota; Fungi; Ascomycota; Saccharomycetes; Saccharomycetales; Saccharomycetaceae
Gene: RPA190
Product: DNA-directed RNA polymerase I core subunit RPA190
Exons: 1
Coding region: 1-4962 (1653 amino acids)
Biological process (GO): DNA-templated transcription
Cellular component (GO): RNA polymerase I complex
Molecular function (GO): DNA binding; DNA-directed RNA polymerase activity
Source: RefSeq, a predicted model, not a curated record